ACCAAUGUUGUCGACUGCCAGUGCCAAAUCAACCGCAGCGCAACCUCCAACCCACUCGGCGCCCAUCUUACAAUACAAAAUAUGAUAUUUGCUGUCCUCAUAUCAACAUUUCUACACGAUAUGUUUUUAUUUAGGUAGGUUAGUGAAGGAAGAUAUAUUUUCAUGGCUGUGUAAGGAAUGAAAACGUUCCAAGAUGGUCCGCAUCGCAAACGCUCUGGGUUUGGUUAUAUUCAGCGUCGCUCUUCUCAUUUUAUCCUUAAUAAGUUAUGUUUCGAUACGAAAGGACAGCUUUUUCACUUCUUCUAAAUAUGAUAUGGGGGGUCCAAGAAUAAUGUUCCACGCAGGAUUUCGGUCUCAAUUCGCCAUGAAUUUCUUAGACCCCUCUUUCAUUCCACUGACUAAUGCACUGAAUGAGGAACUUCAAGGGAAACCAUCCAAAUGGAAAUUCAACAGAACAGCUUUCUAUCAACAAAGGAAAGAAAUCUUCAAUUUCAUUGAUGUGGCCAACAAUUUCUCACUGACCAAGAAUGGUGUGCGUGUGGGUCAACUGAUGCACUUUGACUACUCCAGCCACAAAUAUGUCUUCUCCAUAAGCAACAACUUGAAGUCCUUGCUUCCUGAAACCUCGCCCAUCCUGAACAAGCACUACAACGUGUGUGCUGUGGUGGGCAACAGUGGCAUCCUCACAGGCAGCCAUUGUGGGUCAGAGAUUGACAAAGCCGACUUCAUCUUCCGCUGCAACUUUGCCCCUACGGAGGUCUUCUACAAGGAUGUUGGCCGGAAGACCAACAUGACGACCUUUAACCCCAGCAUUCUUGAGCACUACUACAACAACCUGCUGACCAUCCAGGACCGCAACAACUUCUUCCUCAACUUGAAGAAGCUGGAGGGAGCGAUUUUGUGGAUCCCUGCUUUCUUCCUUCACACCUCAGCAACAGUCACCAGGACACUAGUUGACUUCUUUGUGGAGCAUAAAGGUCAGCUAAAGAUUGAGCUGGCCUGGCCGGGCAACAUAAUGCAGGAUGUCAACAAAUACUGGAAGACGAAGAACCUUUCGCCGAAGCGACUGAGCACGGGGAUCCUUAUGUACACGCUGGCCUCCGCCAUGUGCGAGGAGAUCCAUCUGUACGGCUUCUGGCCCUUUGGCUGGGACCCCAACACAGGCAAGGAUCUGCCCUACCAUUACUACGACAAGAAAGGGACCAAGUUCACCACCAAGUGGCAGGAGACCCACCAACUGCCCAGUGAGUUCAAACUCCUCUACAAGAUGCAUGGGGAAGGUGUGACCAGGAUGAGUCUGUCACACUGCACCUAGACAUUCCCAAAUGGCCUGCUGUCAAGCUAGUCAUUUGUUAGAGGGGGGGGCUUCAUGGAGGCUGAACCCGAUUUGGGUUCUGUUAUAUUUUCAGCUUGUUAUAUUUUCCGACGCAGAAUUAGACCGUGCAUGAUUAGUAUGACAACGUCUUCAUCCUAGUUACACACGCUCCUGUCACCUGCAGCGCAUGUGGACUUUCGAGGUUUGUCUUUGUAAUUCACACCAAGGUGUAAGGGUGGUUUCGGGACUUGGGGGUAACAUUCCAGCUUUAAGGGAUUGCUGUGCUGUUUCCUAUGUACCAUGGGUGAGUUAAAUAUAUUAUACUAUGUAUCACGCUACCACAUAAAGUAUUGUCUUAAUGUGUUGUUAUCACCUUGCUACCAAUCAUAUUGCAUUGCUAUCAUGACUGGGGCUGAACGGAAUAUGUCUUCUUAAACAAGGGAUGUGGAUGGAAAAACACUCAGAAACUCCAAAAUGAUUUUCAUUAAUGAUGGUGGCAAAAAUGGUAAAAGGCUAUUAAUCCUGGCCUUAUUUUAAGGGAAUUUUAAUAGUUACUUUGACAUCACUGCCUAAUCUCAGGGACGGAGUUAGAACAGUGUUUUUUCUAAUUAGAUGCCAGUCCAUCAUUGGAGGCACAAACACUAUAUUUUUCUGACCUUUGUACCACCUAGCUACCACCUAGCUACAACCCAAGGUGCCAUUGGUUUCUGGGUCUAAAAUACUGGUCUGGAUGCUAGCAGUUGUUUACAAUACUAUCCCAAAGGUGUAAGGCAGUUACUAGUCUGAGAGGGUAGUUACUAUCUAAUAUCUUUUUUUAAAGUCUUCAAAUCUAGAUCAAGAAUUUACAUUCCAACAACAAUCCAUUUAUUGAUCAAAUUUCAGUUCAUUAUAAUACUUGGAGUAAAACAUUAGAAAGAACAUUUGAAAAAGUAUUCCAGAAAAACACUCUGUCCAAAAUUAAUUUUUACCUUUAUUUAGCCAGGCAGGUCAACUAUAAUAUAUCAAAAAAGUCCUACAUCUCAAUUCUUGAUAAAGUAAGAAAGGAAAGUGUAUAUUGUAAUAAUAAUGAGGGUCAUUCGACCACAUUCUUUUGCCAUUAAUGUAUAGUUCUAUGUUCUUUUUGCCAUGAACCCAAAUCACAAAGCUUCUUAAAUCCUGAAUUAUUACCCUAAAGACAGUAUAGUUCUGAAUCAAUUAAAAAACAGAUUAACGCAGAUAAAGGUUACAUCUAUCACAUAUAGGCUUGUAUAACUUUAAAUAUUAUUACAUACCAAUCUGAAAAAGUUGCAUCUUGUACAAAGAGCAUGAUACACCAUUUGAAUGAAAUUGCACGAAAGAGACUAACAAAAUGUAUGGCUAGUUUUAUACAACCUUUUUGGAAGGAUAUGUUUCAAGGAUAGAACCUUUCUUUUUUGUUAUUAUUUGUAUUUACACUGGCAUUUUCAAUAAACUGUCAGCUUCAAAAAAACUUUAUAUAAGAAGAGUUUUAAUGUGCAAGAAAAUCUGAAUCACUGGGACCAAACUAAUCUUUGUUUCACCUUUCUGACAAAUAAAUAAGUAAUAUAACUUUAUUUUUAUAACUCUUUAUUACUCUUCUCAACAAAAGUAUUUUUUCUCCAUCUAGGUGUCAUGUCAGGCUGAACUUGUUAGCAUGCUGUGAAUGGAUCUGUAGAAUGACUUGGCUGAAAAACACUGAUAGGCACAUGAUAGUCCCAUGACUCACCACACAUGCUCACACUGGGGCAUACUGGCUUAGGGGCCACACCUGCCCAUAGUUGGGGGUCAGUUUCUCUACAAGAGACUGCUCAGUGUACACCUCAUGGACAAGACUUAGUGUUGCCUUAACAGGUUUACUUUGUCAUUGUUGUUAUGUUUAUAAAUCAACCCAUUUCUUCCCCACGUCUCACAUAAACAGGUUGCCCUUACCCUGACUACAAUGUGAUACUGAUGUGACACUGGGUUAAGUAAUUCAAAAUCUUCCACUGAUUUUCGAUUGAUUUCACUCAUAGAAUGUUUCUUUAUUAAAUACACCAAAGAUAACCCAUUUAGACAAAACUUGUUAUAGAAACGGACUUGAUGAAGUGACUUGGGAUGUAGGAUGUAACAGGAUAAUGUAACAGGGUCUCCAGCAUGAGGUCAGAGAUUUCAUUUAUGCUGUAUUCUUUAUUUUUGAAUGUUUUGUCAAAUGAUGUCUUCACAC
Messenger RNA from Hypomesus transpacificus, 3515 nucleotides. RefSeq names its product sia-alpha-2,3-Gal-beta-1,4-GlcNAc-R:alpha 2,8-sialyltransferase-like. Bases 194 to 1315 code for a protein of 373 amino acids. Lineage: Eukaryota; Metazoa; Chordata; Actinopteri; Osmeriformes; Osmeridae. Gene Ontology annotation, biological process: oligosaccharide metabolic process; N-glycan processing. Gene Ontology annotation, molecular function: alpha-N-acetylneuraminate alpha-2,8-sialyltransferase activity. The transcript is spliced from 4 exons. The record is from RefSeq and is a predicted model, not a curated record.